AUGUUCUUGCGAAAAGGUAUGGAGGUGGCUAAACCACGCCGCGGUAGAAUCUCAACUGUCUCUCUCCCGCCCUCUUCGGUCGAUACGGACCGAUGGCAAUGGGGUGGUUGCAGUGAUAACAUACGCUUCGGCCUACAGAAAUCCAGGGAAUUCAUGGACAGCCGUUACAGGAAACGAAGCGAUAACAUAAAGACUUUGAUCAAACUUCAUAACCACAACGCUGGGAGGUUGACAAUCAAAAACAAUAUGAGGGUUGAAUGCAAGUGUCAUGGGCUCUCAGGCAACGAC
This is a messenger RNA of Iphiclides podalirius (scarce swallowtail), 288 nucleotides long. The record is from the annotation of a GenBank genome assembly. NCBI's taxonomy places the organism in Eukaryota, Metazoa, Arthropoda, Insecta, Lepidoptera, Papilionidae.